Molecule: messenger RNA, 1398 nt
Organism: Alternaria arbusti
Lineage: Eukaryota; Fungi; Ascomycota; Dothideomycetes; Pleosporales; Pleosporaceae
Exons: 3
Coding region: 1-1398 (465 amino acids)
Source: RefSeq, a predicted model, not a curated record
AUGCUAACAUCAAUCAGCGGACAAAUUCUAGGAUGGACUGGUUUGAUCAAAGUCGAUGGCAACACCUUCGUCUGGAUGGGAAAGCCCGAUGGCUACAACGACUUUGCUAAUCAGACAUCAUACGAAUAUACGUCGACCAAGAGCAUCUUCACCAUCACCGCGGGCGACACGGUUCAGCUCAAAGUCACAUUUCUGUCACCAAUAACUCCUAAUGACUUCAAGCGACAAUCUCUCAUCUUCUCGUACAUGGACGUCGAGGUCUCGUCUCUAGACGGUUCUCAACAUGACGUGCAGAUUUAUACCGAUAUCAGUGCUGAAUGGACGUCUGGUGAUGUCGCUGCUGUGGCUGAGUGGAGUUAUGGUACUACAUCAGAUGGUAUCGGGUAUCACAAGAUUUGGAAGCAAGGUCAGCAAUCUUUGAGUGAGGUCAACGACCGCGCAGAGUGGGGUAACUGGUAUUAUUCUACCGAAGCAGUCGAAGGUCUUACGCAUAAGUCCGGCGCAGACUCUGAAGUCCGCGAUGCCUUUGACAACGAUGGAAGCCUCGACAACGCGGAAGACUCUGGAUUCCGACCAAUUAACGCUGAGUGGCCAGUGUUUGGAUACGCUCUCAACAUGGGUUCCGUCGGUUCUGACGUGAAGAGCCAGCUGUACACUAUCGGUCUAUGUCAAGACGAUGCUAUACAGUUUCUAGGCGCCGACGGCCUCAAUAACGUGCCAUCACUUUGGAAAAGUUACUUCCAGGACGACCUCGCCGCCCUUUCUUUCUUCUACAAAGACUACCAAGAGUCCAACCGACUCUCCACGGAGCUCGAUGAUAAGAUCUCUAAGGAUUCCAAAGCAGCUGCAGGAGAUGAUUACGCUGUACUGACUAGCUUGGCUGCUCGUCAGGCAUUCGGCGCCACUCAGCUUGUCGGGACUCAAGAGAAACAUUACCUCUUUCUCAAGGAAAUCUCAUCAAACGGAAACAUGCAGACUGUGGACGUCAUCUACCCCGCCACCCCGAUCUUCUACUAUACCAACCCAGAAUUAGUCAAGCUGUUGCUUGACCCGCACUUCGAGAACCAGGAGAGCGGGCACUAUCCAAACAAGUUCGCUAUUCAUGAUCUCGGAGCGCACUACCCCAACGCUACCGGCCACCCAGACGGUUUGGACGAACACAUGCCGCUGGAAGAAUGCGGAAACCACAUGUUCAUGAUGCUCGCCUACGUCCAGCUAUCCGGCAACACCGACUACAUCACCCAACACUACCCCAUCCUCAAGCAAUGGACCGAAUAUCUUGUAGAAGAAAGUCUCCUUCCAGCCGAUCAACUCUCUACCGACGACUUCGCGGGCGCACUCGCCAACCAAACUAACCUCGCACUAAAAGGCAUCGUUGGCCUCGAAGCCAUGUCCUAG